Molecule: messenger RNA, 2004 nt
Organism: Sycon ciliatum
Lineage: Eukaryota; Metazoa; Porifera; Calcarea; Leucosolenida; Sycettidae
Product: DNA polymerase subunit gamma-1-like
Exons: 7
Coding region: 1-1629 (542 amino acids)
Biological process (GO): mitochondrial DNA replication
Cellular component (GO): gamma DNA polymerase complex; mitochondrion
Molecular function (GO): DNA binding; DNA-directed DNA polymerase activity; 3'-5' exonuclease activity
Source: RefSeq, a predicted model, not a curated record
AUGCAUUCUAGGUUGGUUCCUCUUCGGCCAUUACGCUGCCAAGCUAACCGGAGGCAUGCCAGUACAAAGUUGAAGACGUACCGACUCGCUCCUGCCUCUAGCAGCACUGAACAUGCCUCGGUCAGUGGCCAGCAAGGUGCAUCCGGGAAUGCGGAAAAGCAAGCAAGCCCGGAGUCGGGAGGCAAAAAUACCCGACACAACCUGUUCGGUAUCCAAAUGCUCCCCGACGAGCUCCGCAAGCCUAUAUUCGGCGAGCGAUCGUCGGGGACAACCUCGCCGGAUCCCGUCGCAGCGCUGCACGCUCGCAAGGAGCUCAUAGAGAAGUACAAUCUGUCGCUGAAAUCCGAGACGCAGGAGUGCCCGGAGUUUGAGAUGCCUCAGCUGCUGGGAAGCGACGUGGCGGAGCACUUCAGGGAGAUUGGCCGACGGCAGUGUCAGCCCUAUCUCCAGUAUGCGGAUGCGUUGAUGGGAGUUGAAUCGCUGCCAGGUAUGCCGACGAAGUGGCAGUUCACGCCCGGCUGGUGCCGGUACUCCGCGCAGUGUCCGCAGGGCAAGCCCGUGCCGUUCCCGGACGAGAAAGUGCUCGUGUUCGACGUGGAAGUCUGGAUGGAGGCCCCGACGCUGCCCAUCCUUGCCGUGGCUGCCUCGCCGACUGCCUGGCUAACGGUUCAUUCUCCCCUGUGUUUGGGUUCCGCUGCUGCUCAGACGUUCAACUACGCUCGCAUUUACGGCGCAGGCAAGAAGCAUGCCACCUCGCUUUUGCUGCAGUUCAAUCACCGCCUCUCCGUUGCGGAGGCCGAGUCUCGCGCCGAGAUACUCUACAACGCUACCAAGGGAAAGAAAAGAGUUAAACUGAGUAAUCGCGGUCGAAAGCUGGCAGAGAGCGCUGCGCUGCCGGUGGAGCAAGAUGGCUACUUGUCCGUCAAGCAUGCCUCCGCCUUGAUCCACUACAGCAGCGAGAGCCAUGAGGGGAAACACUCGGACGAGGAGGACGACGACAGCGAAGAUGAUGACGACAACUCCCGUUUUCAGAAUCCACAAUUGUUCGCAGGCGCCUCGUACAGCGGCGGCUCCGAGUCGCAUCUCUUCAAUCGCCUCGAGGAAAUGAUCAAGAUGCGUCGUCCAGCCACACCAGCUCUGGGCGUGACUGCUCCCAAGCCAAUCCUGCGGGACAACAUCCAGAAACAGUUCGUUCCGAGUCGUAUCAACUGGAUUGUGCAGAGCUCUGGGGUGGACUUCUUGCAUGCAUUACUUGUCAACAUGCGUUGGCUAAUGGACGAGUUCAAGAUAGACGGUCGACUUUCAAUCAGCAUCCACGACGAGGUGCGGUUUCUAGUGGCAAAGGAAGACCGUUAUCGAGCUGCGCUGGCACUGCACAUCAGCAACCUGCUUGUUCGCUCACUGUUCUCCUACCAGCUGAACAUGAACGAUCUCCCACAGUCGGUGGCCUUCUUCAGCCAGGUUGACAUUGACUCGUGCAUGCGCAAAGAAGUCGACCUGGACUGUGUCACGCCCUCCAAUCCGUUUGGUCUUCGUCGAGGCCAUGCUGUUGACUAUGGUGAAGGUGUUGAUAUGGCGGCCACGGUGAAGAAAACCGGAGGCUCUCUGCGCAAGCCGUCCGCCACCUAAUCGCAUCGCCGUUGCUGCUAUUGGUGGUACUGCUUCUCAGUUUUUAUGGGAUACUGCCGUUGCUACUGGUGGUACUGCUGCUAUUGCUACUGGUACUGCUGUCAUUGAAAUGGGUGAUGCUGCUGUCAUUGCAAUGGGUGAUGCUGCUGGCAUGGCUACUGGUGCUGCUGUCAUUGCUACUGGUACUGCUGGCAUUGCUACUGGUACUGCUGCCAUUGCAAUGGGUGAUACUGCUGCCAUUGCAAUGGGUGAUACUGCUGCCAUUGCAAUGGGUGGUACUGCUGUCGUGGCCACCGAUACUGCUGCCACAGCUGCUGUUCCAGUCUCUGUCUGGUGUGUUCCGCUGCGGAACUAACCAUGCUGUUUGCCCGUUCA